AUCAGUGAUAUCAUGAAAAUGAAGAUAUCACAACUAUACAAUGGUAAAACGCUAUAUUAUCCAUUGAAUUUGCUCUAUUGAAUCUGGCGAAAAAAAAAUCUAUUAUUUAUUAAUGAAAUUUAGCGGUUUUAACACUUUUUGAAAAUCAUUUCAUUCCACAACUCACUGAAUUUUCAUUACUACUGUCCGUGCAAUAAAUUCCAUCAUUUCAUGCUAGUGAAAAAGUAUCUGUCCUUCGAAAGAUGACUGGUAUAUCAUCUGUGAACACAUUAAUAAUUAAUGACGACAAAAUUCUGUAAUUAUUUUUUCUUGAUUUUAAUUCAGAAAUAGAUGAUCAGGAAGCUUAGUUUUCAUGGUGAAAUAGCAAUAAAUAUGCGUCUGCUUUCAUUUUUAUUCAUUGUAAUCAAGCAGAGGAUACUCAAGAAUAUCUACGAGAUGAUGAAUCCAACGUAUGAAGCCUUUCUCAAGUUUAUUUUUAUAAACGAUGAUUUUUGAUCAGAAAAUGUAACACGUAAAGUUAAUCGUUAUCGCUUUACUGAAACUCCAUAUCAUUUUCUCGAAAAUUUCACCAAUGUGCAAAAGUUAUAAAGAUAAGCUGUAAUAUGGUAAGAUUGAUAAAGUGGAUUAGAGGAGUAUAAAUAGCAAAUUGGGAAAAAAGUUAUGGCAGUAAGGAGAGUCACCAAUUUAGUCACACUUUUACUCAUCGCGAAUGGGCAGUGGAUCCAGCGCUAGUCCCAACAGAAACAUGACGACAUCAUUCUCUGGCCAGUUGGCGUGUCCUGUGGAGUUUGGGCAGAUUUUUCUGAUAUUUGGCAAGACGACACGCACUGCCGAGCGACUGGAUGUGAAUUUGGCCGCCGACAAGCGCCAUGCUGAGGUUCCGCUGCAUCUCUCCGUGCGAUUUCGCGAAAAUGCGGUGGUGAGGAACAGCAAGACAGGCCCCUCUUUUGGGCUGGAGGACAAGACGCCGGGAUUCAAUAAUGUGAGGAAUCCCCUGAUCGCCGGACAGGAGUUCCAGGUGUACAUUCUCGUGGGUGUGGAUCGCUUCCAUAUUGCGCUGAAUGAUCAACCCUUCACGGAAUUUAUGUUCCGCACGGGUUUGAAUAGGAUUUCAGUGCUACAAGUGUUGCAGGAUGUGGAGUACAUCCGACAGGUGGACCAUCGGAAGGCAUAUCCUUCACCUUAUCCACCCGUACAGACGCGAUCUUCCUGGUUUACCUUCUCCAAUGACUUACCCGUGACCUACAAAGCGGGUCAUGUGGUCGUCGUGACUGGGACCGCCCUGGGAAAUCAACAGGGACACUUCGCGAUCCGCUUCCUGGUCGGACACACGGAGAAGCAAGCACUCCACUUUAAUGUACGCUUCUCUCAAAGAGAAGUGGCGAGAAAUCACACAGUCAACAGCCGAAUGGAAUUCAAUCCAAAUGACGAAGAACGAGGCGGAGGAUUUCCAUUCCAGUUCAAUCGCACCUUCAAGAUCGCAUUUGGCUUUGGUGAACGUGGCUUCAGGAUCGCCGUAAAUGGGACAUUCUUCUGUGAGUUUGCUUACAGAGGACAGUGGAAUACAUACACUGGGAUUAAGUGUUCAGAGCAUGAUGGGUUGGCUCUCAACAUCACUGAGGUUGAUCAUGUGCUUCACGACAAAUCUCUGAGGAACUUUGAACAAUUGUCCCGCCCUUAGAAGCAACGGAAGUGCUCCAGAAACUAGUAAGGUCUUGACUUUUC
This is a messenger RNA of Phlebotomus argentipes, 1725 nucleotides long. RefSeq lists its product as uncharacterized. The record is from RefSeq and is a predicted model, not a curated record. The transcript has 2 exons. Gene Ontology annotation, molecular function: carbohydrate binding. Lineage: Eukaryota; Metazoa; Arthropoda; Insecta; Diptera; Psychodidae. Bases 710 to 1681 code for a protein of 323 amino acids.